This is a messenger RNA of Lactuca virosa, 1103 nucleotides long. The record is from the annotation of a GenBank genome assembly. Lineage: Eukaryota; Viridiplantae; Streptophyta; Magnoliopsida; Asterales; Asteraceae.
GAGUUGUGACUUGUGAGAUGAGAGAGGAGUCGAGCGCUGGAUGAAAUAAUCAGCCUAACUCAGAUCGAUCCCAGCUUAAAGAACAAAUGACUGAAGAAACUCUACGGGAAUUGAAGUGUAAGCGGUGAGUUGAUUGCAAAGUAAAAUCUUAGAAAGGGCUUCUGCUAAAAUCUGGCGUUGCUGAGAAUUUGAGGUAUUUAUACACAGUAGGAAGGGGGAAUAAGGCCUAAGUAUACGGCACUAACUAACGGAAUACACAAGAUUAGGUAGUGGAAACUCACACCUCAGUUAUAAUAUUUCAUCAUUGAAGUACUCAAACUGCAUACAGUCUAUCUCAACAAAUCAACAUAUCAAUGGCAUCUUCAUCUUCAUCUCCUUCUGCUAUGGCCUUUUCUUCUCAGUUGUGGAAGUACCAUGUUUUUCUUAGUUUUAGAGGAGAAGAUACUCGUAAGACUUUUGUUGAUCAUCUCUACACGGCUCUUGUACAACAGGGGAUCUACACUUACAAGGACGAUGAAACAUUUCCUCGGGGAGAAUCAAUUGCCCCAUCCCUUGAGAAGGCCAUUGAAGAAUCACAAAUUGCUGUCAUCAUAUUCUCUAAAAACUAUGCUGAUUCUUCAUGGUGCUUAGAUGAACUUGUACAUAUCAUGAAAUGCAAGGAUAUGAGAGACCAAAUCGUUAUUUCCAUAUUCUAUGAUGUGGAUCCCUCUGAAGUGCGGAAACAAAAACGAAAAUAUGGAGAAGCAUUUGCUAAACAUGAGUUGGAAAACAAGACCAAGGUUGAAUCUUGGAGAAAAGCACUUGUGGAUGCAAGUAACCUUUCUGGAUGGGAACCCCAACACAUUGCCAACGGGCAUGAGUCAAAGUGCAUUAAAGAAAUUGUUGACAUAAUUUCUCAUAGGUUGCGUCCAAUAACUUCAAGUGUGGAUGACAACCUGAUUGGAGUAGAGUCUCGCAUGCAAGAUUUUAUAUCAAAGUUACAAAUUGGGUUUGGUGGUAAGAGAAUGAUUGGAAUAUGGGGAGUUGGGGUGGUGGCAAGACUACUCUUGCCUCUUCUAUCUAUGAUGAAAUUUCUAGUAAGUUCGAUGGUUGUUGCUUUCUAA